Messenger RNA from Heterobilharzia americana, 2334 nucleotides. NCBI's taxonomy places the organism in Eukaryota, Metazoa, Platyhelminthes, Trematoda, Strigeidida, Schistosomatidae. The record is from the annotation of a GenBank genome assembly.
AUGGUACACUCAAACAAAAAUUGUUUGGAAUAUCAUAAAUGCUUAGAACCUGGAAAGUCAAAUUCAAGAUACUCACCUUCAGAUUGGUCUGAUGGUGAAGAAAUGCAUUUAGAUUUGUGUAAACAACGAAGAGAACAAUAUUGUCUAUACUUUACACAUAAAAUAUUGGCAUAUUUAGAGAUUUUAACUAUGAUUAUAACAUUUUUCAGUCCAUUUCUUAUGAUUAUUUUACCAAAUAUUUAUUCAUUUUUAUGGUUUACAUCAAUACAAACAACUAAGCAGCCAUCAACACCACCACCAUCAUCAUCGACAAAUAAAGUUGUGGAAAAACGAAGUAAAAUCAAUUCAAAUCAUAUUUCUCGUCAGUUGAAUAAUAACAAUAGUGAAGUAUAUUAUGAAGUGAAAAUCAUUGAAAUCUGUAUAAAACUUUUAAUAUUCUCUUUGUGUUCAAGUCAUAUUUAUUUAUCACGUUUUAAAAAGAUGUCAUUUUGCUUACAGAAUAAAAAUAAUUUCAUUUCUUAUUCCCAACUUGUUGGAUAUAAACGAUAUAAAAAAUCAGAUAUAUCGAAGUCAAUGCCUUCUUCAUUCCAAUUAUAUUGGUUACAAAGUAAAAUAAAACAAAGUUUACCAUUUAAUUUCUUUAUGGAUUCAUUAACUGUUAUUGUCACCUUUUCAUUUUGGUUAGUAUUUUUAUCCUAUUGGAAUUCAGUCAACUAUAUGACAAUGGCUACUACAACCACUACCACUACUACUAAUACUGAGAGUGAUCAUAAAUCAAAAUCAUGCAGUGAUCUACAGUAUGCAAUAAAUCCCUUGAAUCCAUUUCGUCGUUUUGAUAGUAUUCAACAAAAUAUAUGCGAUAAUACAAAAACCCUUUACACUGAACAACAAUUGAUUCAACUAAAAAUAAUCGCUUUGAAUUUAUCAACAAAUUUUGUCAGUACGCAUCUAUUUCUACAGCUAACUGGUACAUUUCUUAUAAAUUUCAAAGCGAUAUCUGAUUGGAUAUCGUGUAAAUAUGUUGUACAUGUAGUACGUGCGUUAGAUGGCGUUUCGCAUAAAUAUAAAAUUGGUUCGGAUAAUUUAAAGUCUAUUGCUGUCUAUAUUAUACAGAAUACGCUGGUUGAUUUUCAGCCAUAUGAUCCAAUAAUUGUACGUCAGAAGCGGUAUUCAAGAUAUAGCCAAUUAACAAUGUCAGACUGUACACGAAAUAAUAUCAGUAAUUACAAAAAAUCGCAUCUUACACCAUAUAAUGACUACAAAGAAAUGACGAUUCUCAAACAAAAAUCUACAAACUCAUUGAAAAAUCACACUGAAUGCUAUCCUGAACAAACAACCAAAUCACUUCAAAAUCAUCCAUUAAGUCAUGAAUCUAGUAGUAAAAGUGUUAUUGCACCGGUCAAGAGUUGCAACAACAAAACAGAUUAUAAUGAUACCCAAUCAAUUAAAGAUGAAGAGUAUACGAGAGAAAACCUACAAAAAUCUACAGAAACCUUUGAUUUCCUUAAAAUGCCUGAUAUUUAUGAGUUGAAUGUACAUGCUGCUAAAAGAUUGAAAAAUGAGAUAAGCUAUUUGAAGUAUAAACGAAAAUGUCAACUACGACUUCUUGUAUUGAUUAGUAAUUUAUUCACAGCUGUAUACACUAAAACAGAUGCUACGUUAAAUACUGUUGAAUCUUCAUCAGAAAAUCAACUACACAAGUCGAGUGAAUAUAUAUUUCAAAAGUUAUAUGGACCAUUAAGUAAAUAUCUACGUCUUACUAAACAACAGAAUCAACAUAACAGAAGUAUGAUUUUAAAUCGACUUAAAACGUAUUUACAAUACAAGAUGUCUGUUGAAUCUUUUCUCAGUGUUUAUUUCAAUCCACCAAAUGAACUCUUUUAUGUACAGUGUUGUAAUCCAUAUUCUGUUAAUACUAAAAGUUGGAAUCAUGAUCAUGAACAUAUGAGUUGGGCGAAAAAGAUUCAGUUAUUUAAGUGUUGUACAAAUUCAUCGAAAAAUACUAAUGGUAAUUCAGAAAAACGACAGAAUAAAAAUUCCAACAACAAGCCUAUGUUUAAUUCAAGUACACAAGUAUUUCAAACAUGGAAAUUAAGAUUGUGUGAUCCAUUAAUAAAUUCAUCAAUUUAUGACGGUUUCCGUUUUGAGUUGAUUCGUUCAAAUGUUAAAUAUUUUUGCAUUGUAAAACAAUGUACAAUGUUUCAAUUGAUCAAAGCUAAUUUACCAUUAUGGUGGUCUGGAAUUAAAUAUGAAUAUAAUACUGUUAUGUUGCCGCCGUCUACCGUUGAAACAUGCAUUGGAAGUUCAGAGAAUACAAUUGAAAUUAAACUUUAA